This is a messenger RNA of Prunus armeniaca (apricot), 615 nucleotides long. NCBI's taxonomy places the organism in Eukaryota, Viridiplantae, Streptophyta, Magnoliopsida, Rosales, Rosaceae. The record is from the annotation of a GenBank genome assembly.
AUGCCGUUCUUGGAGAGCCGCCAGACCGUUAAGCGUUGCCCUCCCGUUCCUCAACUUGAGAUUCCCUGGCUCAUGCUCCGUUCACACCCGUUCUCUCUCAAAGAUCAUUACUUCUUGAGUCUAAGUGACAACAAAACUCACAAGUCGUCGUCGUUUGGCUCUAACGAUUAUAUAAGCAGGCGAGAUUGUGUUGGUUCCAUCGAGGGGUGGUUGAUUAUGGUUGAUAGUGAAUUUUGGCGUCCCGAGGGUUUUUUGUAUCCGUGGUCAUUCUGCUUGCACGCCUUGCAAGAUUAUCAUCUCAAGUACCCUUAUACUACCCUCAACUUCUUCUUGAACCCAAUUUCAGGUGUUCGGGUCAUGCUGCCAUCACAAUCCACCAUUCCAUACAUGUACGGCACUAGAGCUUUCUUUUUCAAGAAAGUGGUAGCCUCUUCAUUGCCGUUGCUAACGACGUCCUCGUGGUCAAAAUCAGAUGAUGAUCAUCAUCGUCAUCAGAUAAUAAACUCAUCAUGUCUUGUGGCUGGCCUUUGUGGGGAAGGCCUUUAUUUGGCCCUUUGUAGACCAACAGAUAAAUCAUGGACCCUCAUUGAGCCAGUGCUAGAGGGUACACGCUAA